CCUUUUCACCAUUCCAACCGAUCAACAUUAUUAAAGAUGGGCAAAUAUGCAUGCAUGCUCACAGGACCUGCUGGUGCAGGAAAGUCUACAUUGGCAGCCGCUUUAAUCACACAUGCACAAGCAUCAGGGCGAAACGUACAUCUGUUCAACUUGGAUCCAGCUGCUGAACGAUUUGAGUUUGCACCUUCGAUUGAUAUAAAGGAACUGAUCAGUCUGGAAGAUGUAAUGACAGAGAUGGAAUUAGGACCUAAUGGAGGCCUUGUGUAUUGCUUUGAAUACCUGAUGGAUAACCUAGAUUGGCUAUCCGAGCAACUAUCAGAAUACAAUGAUGAUUAUUUGAUCAUCGAUUGUCCAGGUCAGAUCGAACUAUAUACCCACACAUCGCUACUUUCAAGAUUUAUCAACACUCUUUCGACUUCAUUCAAUUAUCGUGUUAUGGCAUGUUACCUGUUGGAAAGCAAUUUUAUCGAUGACGUAAAUAAAUAUUUUGCCGGAACAUUGAGCGCAAUGAGCAGUAUGGUAAAUUUGGAGGUACCGAUGAUCAACGUUUUGAGCAAGGUUGAUUUACUGAAAAAAGGAGAAGCUGGAAGUUCAAGACAUUUGAUUGCAAGAGCGGGAAGGACAGGAAAAGAUUUGGAAAGAUUCUUGGAUCCGGAUCCGACAUUGAUUCUGUCAGAGGCCAAUUCUCAUAAUCCCAAAUUCUAUAAUCUAAACAAGGCAAUCGUUCAGCUAAUUGAAGAUUUCAGUUUGAUCAAUUUUCAUCCUUUAGAUUUAACAUCAGAAGAUUCUGUCGGAGAUCUUUUGAGUCAUAUUGAUAAUUGUAUGCAAUAUGGAGAAGAUGAAGAACCAAAAGAGCCAAAAGAUAUGGAUAUGGGCGAUUUUGCUGAAGCAGAAGAGUGACUUGGAACAUUUUCAUUGCAAACUGUAUUUUUAUUCAUACCAUGUACCAAAUUAGACUUUGUACUUUCUUUCUCUAAAUUGACACUAAUCUCGAC
Messenger RNA from Meira miltonrushii, 995 nucleotides. RefSeq lists its product as uncharacterized. The coding region runs from base 37 to 900 and encodes 287 amino acids. Lineage: Eukaryota; Fungi; Basidiomycota; Exobasidiomycetes; Exobasidiales; Brachybasidiaceae. The record is from RefSeq and is a predicted model, not a curated record. The transcript is spliced from 3 exons. Gene Ontology annotation, molecular function: GTPase activity.